GCAAGUCGGUGACAACCCAGGAGAGCUCCGGGCGUUUCUGGCUCUUCGCGGCCCUGAACGCCAUGCGGCUGCCCUUCUGCAAGAAGUACGCCAUUGACGAUUUCGAGUUCUCGCAGAGCUACCUAUUCUUCUGGGAUAAGAUCGAGCGCUCCCACUACUGGCUGAACAAUAUCGUUGCCACCGCAAAACAGGGAGAGGAGUUGGACGGCCGGCUCGUCAACUUCUUAUUGAAGGACCCGAUAAACGACGGCGGGCAAUGGGACAUGAUCGUGAACCUGGUGAACAAAUAUGGCGUCAUGCCCAAGAAAUGCUUCCCUGAGUCCUUCAGCUCAAGGAAGAGUUUACAUAUGAACGCGCUCAUCAAAACCAAGCUUCGAGAAUUUGCAAAAGAGCUACGCGACUUAGUUGCCAAGAAGGCAACCGACGAAGAUAUCCAAGCCACCAUCAACAAACAGACCGCUGUCAUCUACCACAUUGUUGCCACUUGCUUAGGAACACCUCCAGAAAAAUUCACGUUCGACUACUACAAUAAGGAGAAAGCGUACAACACGCUUGGCAGCCUGACGCCUAAGGAGUUCUAUGACAAGCACGUCAGGCCGCUAUUUGAUGUCGACGAUAAGGUGUGCCUGGUGAGUGACCCGCGAGCGAGCAACCCGUUUGGAAGGUUGUUCACCCUACAGUGCCUCGGCAACGUGGUCGGCGGCCGCCAGACCGCUUAUAAUAACCAACCUAUCGAAACUCUCAUGCAAGUGGUGAAGGACAGUAUAGCGGGCGGCGAGGCGGUGUGGUUCGGGUGCGAGGUGAGCAAGCGAUUCGAGCGCAAGAACGGCCUCGAGGAUCUAGACGCGCAUGACUACAAACUGGUUUUCAACACGGAGGUGCAAAUAGGGCUGCAGAAGGCAGACCGACUCCACUAUGGCGACUCGUGUAUGACCCAUGCUAUGGUCUUCACCGCUGUGGGAACUGAUGAAAGCGGCAAGCCGACCAAGUUCAGAGUAGAGAACUCUUACAGCGACAAGGAAUAUGACAAAGGAUACCUUCUACUCACCGAGCCCUGGUUUAGAGAAUUCGUCUUCGAGGUGGUGGUAGACAAAAAGUAUGUCCCCGGAGAAGUGAUGGAGGUGUUCAAGCAGACCCCACAAGUCCUGCCUGCCUGGGACCCCAUGGGCACCCUGGCUUGCCCGCUGUGCUCUAAGGAAUAACUAGCUUGUACUGUGACCACACGUGGUUAGUUUAGCUGGCAAAUUAGAGGACAAGACUUUACUUUUACAUGUUUAUUACAGUGGAGUUCAUAAAUAUAUGUACAUUUGGGCCAUUUUUUUUUUCAAAGUUGUCUACCCCACUUUUGGAUUUGGCAAUUUUGUGGUUUCCACUCAGAAUCGCGAGCUCUUUCAAUACUAAUAGGAGAA
Leguminivora glycinivorella is the source of this 1409-nucleotide messenger RNA. RefSeq names its product bleomycin hydrolase. The transcript is spliced from 10 exons. Lineage: Eukaryota; Metazoa; Arthropoda; Insecta; Lepidoptera; Tortricidae. The coding region runs from base 63 to 1202 and encodes 379 amino acids. The record is from RefSeq and is a predicted model, not a curated record. Gene Ontology annotation, biological process: L-homocysteine catabolic process; response to toxic substance; proteolysis. Gene Ontology annotation, cellular component: cytoplasm. Gene Ontology annotation, molecular function: cysteine-type aminopeptidase activity.